This is a messenger RNA of Pyrenophora tritici-repentis Pt-1C-BFP, 1083 nucleotides long. RefSeq lists its product as uncharacterized. Gene Ontology annotation, cellular component: membrane. The record is from RefSeq and is a predicted model, not a curated record. Lineage: Eukaryota; Fungi; Ascomycota; Dothideomycetes; Pleosporales; Pleosporaceae.
AUGUCUCAAUCGUGGCUCCAAAGGAAGCGCAAAGCUGAAUUGAUUGACCUUGCGCAAAAGGCCAGACUUCCAGACGCCGACGGCCUUUUGAAGGAUGAUUUGGUCGAGAUGCUCGUGAACCACCUCAACUCCAACGAGACGUCUUUUGCCAAACACCCAGAUUUUCGCGACUACUACGGUAGGAAUGGAUCACCCAUUAAGCGCGAGCGAGUGUCGCCUUCAGCUCCUCCGACUGCCAUCAAGUCGACGCGCCGCCGGACGCUCAUCAAGGAGUCUUCUGAGGAGCGCAUGCCAGAACCCAGCAGCGUUGUAGCGCGUACACCAGUAGAGCGCGCGCCAGUGGAGCGAACACCAGUAGAACGCACGCCGGUAGAACGCACACCUGUUUCGCGCACUCCGAGAGCCCUUCCUCGCCGUGUCUCCGAGGUCGUUACCCAAGUGGACAUUCCUGCAUCGCCCGCGCAACUCGCCGAAGUUGCCGACAUGUCUCUCCAGGUGGCCAAGGAAAAGGCUACUGAGUUGUGGGACAGGACCCGCAUCGACGAGCUGAAGGAAUUCAUACGCGAAAACGCAAGUUCAGUCGCGACCAUCCAGACCAUCAUCCUCCUCAUCGAAGCCGUGGGAUUACAGUGGAACACACUCGACACCACCGCCAUGUUUGCUACCCCAGACGUAUUGAGCUCGUACUCGGAUAGCCCGCACGUCAUGGGACCGAACGGGUGGGCAUUGCUCACUGCCGGCUGGUGGGCGCCUGCUACUCUCUGGUCAUUGACCAGCUGGGUGCUGCCGCUUGUCUUCUCCUACUUUUUCAACUUGACCCUGCGCACAAACACAUCACGCAAGUCAUCCGACAGCCAAUACCCCGCUGACCCCCUCAUUUUCAACAUUACGAGGGCUAUAUUAGCCUACAGCGCGUAUAGGGAGACAGUCAACACUGCCCUGGUUCCAGGCGCAUGGGGUCCUUUUUCGGAGUCUUCUGUCGCACGUGUUGGAAACCACGUACCAGGAGGAUACUAUGGUUUACAAAUCAGUUCCCUAGUUGGUAUACUGGUGAGCCUGUACGACGCCGCGCUAAAGAAGUAG